Ceratina calcarata is the source of this 913-nucleotide messenger RNA. RefSeq lists its product as uncharacterized. The coding region runs from base 77 to 883 and encodes 268 amino acids. The transcript is spliced from 5 exons. The record is from RefSeq and is a predicted model, not a curated record. NCBI's taxonomy places the organism in Eukaryota, Metazoa, Arthropoda, Insecta, Hymenoptera, Apidae.
UUUCACCUGCGCUUGAUUUAAGUUUAACGAAGCAUGUUUAAUUGUGCAUCAGUCUGAAAACUGAUCACCAUAGAAAAUGUCGUCAGCGACGAACGAUAUCUCUCUGCUGUUCAUUGUGAUAUUACUGAGAAAUCAUUUCCCAGACGUACAAGCAUCAAAAAUUUAUGCUUUAGACGUCCCACUUGUAAUACGCAAUGGAAGUGGCCCGAUUGAUUUGUCUUGCAUUUACAACGUUAAAGAACACGAGAACGGUCUCGUGGUGAAGUGGUAUCAUAACACGGAUCAGAUCUAUCAGUGGAUACCGCCAAUGCCGCCACAGGACGUAGGAGUCAUAAGUGGUUUCGCCGAAUAUCCUGAAGAAUAUUUAAGACAUCCUAAUUCGCGAUCGAUCAUACGUUUGAAAAUGGCAACGCUCGAAAUGAGAGGCGAUUAUACCUGCGCGAUCAGCACCUUUCAAGAAGAAGACGCGAGAAGAACGAGGAUGACUGUUUACGAGCCGGAAAGUAACGCGACGAUUCACGUCUCUUCGUUCAACGAGAGUCAUAUGAACGUAACGUGCGUCGUAAAUGGAGCACAGCCGCGACCGAUGUUAAAGAUUUACGUGGAGGGCAUGGAAGUGAACAACUAUUACGAUAAAUCGGUGAAAAUCAUAGGAUAUCAAGAUACGUUCUCUACGAAACGAAGCGCGAUCAUGAGCAACGCUCUGGAACCUUUACUAUUAGAAUGCGAAAUUUCUAUCCCGUACACGGAUUACAAACGAAGAGAGAAGAUCGUUUAUUAUCCUACUCAAAUGCUGUCCCAGACGAGUGGUGCGUCAAGAAAUCGAGAUCGCGCUAUCGGUAUUAUCGUUCUUUUCUGUAUUCGUGAAGUGUUAAGGAAAUAAGGAAGAAUAAAACUCACGUUUCAUCAUAAA